AUUUUCAAUUCAAAUCGAAUUAUAAUCGCUAUGUGAAAAGAAAAUCUCAAAUAAAACAAAAACCCUUCGAAAAUAAAAUUUUCAGAACUUAAAUAAAUCUUAAAUAACAAAGAUAUGGGCAAAGAUUUAACAGAUCCCAUAGCCUUUCUCAAGGAUUUCGCUGCUGGGGGUAUAUCAGCGGCCAUCUCAAAGACCGCUGUUGCCCCCAUAGAACGUGUGAAAUUGCUGCUGCAAGUCCAGCAUAUUUCCAAGCAGAUAAGUGCCGAUAAGCAAUACAAAGGCAUGAUGGACUGUUUCAUACGCAUACCCAAGGAGCAAGGAGUCGCCGCCUAUUGGCGUGGCAAUUUGGCCAAUGUUAUACGCUACUUCCCCACACAGGCCUUGAAUUUUGCCUUUAAGGAUAAAUACAAGCAAAUCUUUUUGGGUGGUGUGGAUAAACAUACCCAAUUUUGGCGGCAUUUUAUGGGCAAUUUGGCCUCAGGAGGAGCAGCAGGAGCCACUUCUUUGUGUUUUGUAUAUCCCUUGGAUUUUGCUCGUACUCGCCUGGGUGCUGACAUCGGCAAAGCGAGUGAGCGUGAAUUUACCGGCUUGGGAGAUUGUUUGAUGAAGAUCUACAAAACGGAUGGUUUGGUGGGCUUGUAUCGUGGCUUUGGUGUUUCCGUACAAGGCAUUGUCAUAUAUCGUGCUGCUUAUUUUGGUUUCUAUGAUACAGCAAGAGGCAUGCUGCCCAAUCCCAAGAAUACCCCAUUUUACAUAAGCUGGGCCAUUGCCCAGGUGGUCACCACAGUGGCAGGCAUAAUUUCCUAUCCCUUUGAUACGGUACGCAGACGUAUGAUGAUGCAGUCGGGCUUGAAGAAGAGCGAGGUGGUUUACAAGAACACCCUACACUGUUGGGCCACCAUAGCCAGGCAAGAGGGUAUGGGUGCCUUCUUUAAGGGAGCAUUUUCGAAUAUCCUAAGAGGAACUGGAGGAGCUUUGGUCUUGGCUUUAUAUGAUGAAAUACAGAAAUUUUUGUAAAUUGUUUUAAGGUGGGUGUGCUAAUUUGAUAAAAAAAAUAUAGAAAAAUGCUUUUA
Stomoxys calcitrans (stable fly) is the source of this 1073-nucleotide messenger RNA. RefSeq names its product ADP,ATP carrier protein-like. The coding region runs from base 115 to 1017 and encodes 300 amino acids. The record is from RefSeq and is a predicted model, not a curated record. The transcript has a single exon. Lineage: Eukaryota; Metazoa; Arthropoda; Insecta; Diptera; Muscidae. Gene Ontology annotation, cellular component: mitochondrial inner membrane. Gene Ontology annotation, molecular function: ATP:ADP antiporter activity. Gene Ontology annotation, biological process: mitochondrial ADP transmembrane transport; mitochondrial ATP transmembrane transport.